Molecule: messenger RNA, 360 nt
Organism: Oikopleura dioica
Lineage: Eukaryota; Metazoa; Chordata; Appendicularia; Copelata; Oikopleuridae
Source: the annotation of a GenBank genome assembly
AUGGCUUCAUUCACUAACCCGAACCACGGAAAUGACCUCCCGGGCUCAAGCCAGCCUUCCGGACUCGAUCAGACAAAAGCACAGGUUGAUGAAGUUGUUGUUAUUAUGAAGCAAAAUGUGGAUAAAGUGCUCGAGCGAGACGCAAAACUCAACGAACUUGACACUCGAGCUGAUGCCCUCCAACAAGGAGCCGCCCAAUUCGAAACAAACGCAAAUUCUCUUCAACGAAAAUUCUGGUGGCAGAAUAUGAAGACGAACCUGAUCAUCGUCGGGGUCGUCGUUCUCAUUAUUGUCAUUAUCAUCCUCGUCUCUGUCUUGCCCAACUCUGGCGGCGAUAACAGCGAUGACAGUGGAUCCUAG